Argiope bruennichi is the source of this 932-nucleotide messenger RNA. Its product is annotated as apolipoprotein D-like. NCBI's taxonomy places the organism in Eukaryota, Metazoa, Arthropoda, Arachnida, Araneae, Araneidae. The record is from RefSeq and is a predicted model, not a curated record. The coding region runs from base 65 to 694 and encodes 209 amino acids. Gene Ontology annotation, molecular function: pigment binding. The transcript has 4 exons.
GCUGAUAUAUAGUGGAGCGACUCGGAAGGGAAGUUAGUAUCGAGGUGAACAUUUAAGGUGAAAGAUGUCUGUGGGUUUAAUCGCAGUUCUCACGCUUUCCGUGAUCGCGGGAUGUUACGGAAACACCUUCAAGAUGGGAGCGUGCCCCAGAGUUGUUGUUAUGGAUCAAUUCGAUUUUGACAGAUAUUCUGGUGAAUGGUAUGUUAUUCAGAGAUUCAAUCCCAUGGCUACCUGCACCAAAUAUGCAAUCGAGAAAGGUCCUGACGGAGUGUACACCGUCAAUGAAACAAGUCGACCCCUUGGCUUAAACUUCGGAUUCCAUCAGCAAUAUAUUAAGGCAAGAAAAAUAAACUUUUUGAGAAAUGACACGACCUCUAUUUUUAGAUUGGAGAGAAAUUUAGUUCAUUUCACACUGAGUACUUUUGGCGUUGUGGACACCGAUUAUGUCAAGUAUGCUAUCGUUUGGGGAUGCGAUCCCGUGCUAUUUGGAAGCGUGCAAAAUGUUGACAUCCUCUCCAGACAGCCGACGCUCGAUACGGACACCAUAAAGAAGGCAAAGGACACUUUGAAGGAGAUGCACAUCGAUACAAGUCCUUUGGACAAUGUUGACCACUCUCACUGCGGCAAUUCUGGAAAUGGCGAUGGCUCUGAAGGGGAGGGAAACGCUAAUACAAAUAAUAUUGUCGCUGGCUAGUCAUAAAAAUAAUGUUUGUACAUUUACAUCAUCAAAGUAGAUAUCAUUAUCAUGAUAAAUGACCACAGUAAGCACAUCAUAAAACUAUUUGAAAAUGUUCAUAUGUUAGUUUAUUGUUUGUUGUUAGUAAAUGAGAUUUCAAUUCAAUAAAAUUGUAGAGCGGUCGUUACUUAAAAGCGUCUUCAUAGAUUUGUUCCACCAUACAAAAUAAUUUGUGAAUAAACGAUUAAAAAUUGAA